AUGGCAACCACCGAUACCACCGACUACCUCAGAUCUAACGGCAUCCUGGGGCUCAUCUCAUCUCAUCGGUUCCCCGUCCCCGUCCCCGUCCCUCUCAGACGUCCUCAUGUCCCGGCGCCGCGUCCUCUAAUUCCGGCGGCUACACGCGGGGGGUACGGCGCCCGGUAUUCUCAGAUUCCCCAGUUCGCCAGUAGUUCUGGGUCAAGGGAGCCAAAAGAUUCCGAUGGUUGCAAGCAGCUCGUGAACUUGGAUUGGAUGGAAAAUGGAGGGAUGGGGCUGCUGCGCCGGCGGGUGGUGCCUCCCACUGGAUUCGGUGCCCAGAUGCAGCAGUUCUCUUUCCCAGUCGGGAGGCAACCAUCGCAGUUCACCUUCCCAGGUGCAGACCAGUUCGACAGUGAGGAAGAUUUUUCUGCAUCGAUGCAAGGCAAUGGGCAAGGUGCCAUGGAUUCAGGGGGAUAUUACACCUUUCCAUCCAACUGGGCAAUUUUUCCAAGUCCAAUGCAUGCAAUCUAUAGAACCAAGUAUUCCUGGAAAACCUCUACUCUCACCAAUUGCAAGUAAUCUAGCAGUAUCUUGUUCAUUAGGUAAUCUCAUGUACUCAGGUCCAAAUACCUGAACAACGGCUCUGACAAUCCUUCUCAAACUUUCUAGAGCAGUACUCUCCCCAAUACGUGCAUAGUCAUCUGUAGCAUUAGCUGCUACACCAUAAGCUAUCAUCCGAAAUGCGGCAACCACCUUCUGCAAACAAGAUAGUCCUAAGGUACCGGCUGCAUUUCUCUUUUGCACAAAGUAGUCAUCAUGCUUCUCAACCUCACUCAUUAUACGAAGAAACACAUGGCGUCUCAUUCAAAACCUAUGGCACAAGGUAAAUUAAUUAGGCACACUUGGACACAUUUAGAAAUAAAU
Molecule: messenger RNA, 906 nt
Organism: Sorghum bicolor (sorghum)
Lineage: Eukaryota; Viridiplantae; Streptophyta; Magnoliopsida; Poales; Poaceae
Exons: 4
Coding region: 1-561 (186 amino acids)
Source: RefSeq, a predicted model, not a curated record